This is a messenger RNA of Drosophila mojavensis, 3296 nucleotides long. RefSeq names its product transcription factor Sox-1 (gene Sox21b). The record is from RefSeq and is a predicted model, not a curated record. Gene Ontology annotation, molecular function: DNA-binding transcription factor activity, RNA polymerase II-specific; RNA polymerase II cis-regulatory region sequence-specific DNA binding. Bases 1104 to 2948 code for a protein of 614 amino acids. Lineage: Eukaryota; Metazoa; Arthropoda; Insecta; Diptera; Drosophilidae. The transcript is spliced from 7 exons. Gene Ontology annotation, biological process: positive regulation of transcription by RNA polymerase II; cell differentiation; anatomical structure morphogenesis.
CCCCCCAAAAAUGACAAGUCCGUGCGGCUCGUUCGUCUGCGGCUCGUGUGAGAGCGCGCGCCAAGUUUUUAGUUACGCGUCGGAACGUAUCCGUUGAAUAGCCGCCAACCCAAAGGCAGCGCUUAGAAGUCGCAACAGCAACAGCAGCAAUAGCAAUAGCAAUCUCAAUAUCAGCCAGCAGCGACGGCCUUACUUGUAAUCUAUAGUUAAACAACAACAACUACAACUACAACUAGAACAACAACAGACCGGAAAAACGUUUUGUGACCAGAAGCAAAAUUUUAUUGUUGCCAGUUGCAAGUUUCGUGUUGCAUCAAGUUAACGAAACGCCCAAGCGACGGCUCAAGCACAUUCAACUGACCAAUAAACAAAUCUAUAUCAAUUGCAAACAAAAUCAUUACGUUUUCAGUGUUGUAAAAUACUAAAUGUUGCGACAACGCCCCAGUUUCCAAUUGGGCAUACAAAACGACAACAAAACCCUUCAUGCAAAGUGCUCAACAAAACAAACAACAAUACAAACACAAAUACAACAACAAUAAGCACAGGAACAACACUCGCUCAUAUAGCUCAUAAAAUCGUGAAAUCCUCUAAGCAUAAGCUACUUAAAUACUUCGAUACUUAAACAAUAACAGCGAGAGCUCCAUUCCCAAACUGAAUGAGUAAACAAAUGAAUGGAGAUGCCCGCAUAAACAAAUAAACAACCUUAAAUAAACAUAAACUAGUGAUAUAUUUAACAUGUAAUGUGCAAAACAAACAUAAAUACAAAUCAUAUGCAAGGGCUCAGACUUCAGCUCAGUUUUGGCCUGGCUCGUAAAAGUCGUGCAUAAAUUAGACGAAAACUCAAACGGGACGGACUUUAAGCCAACCGAAUGCGAUAGCAUUUAAGCCAACAACAAGUUUGUAGGUACUAUAUAGAAUAUACACCGUUAUACUAUAUUCGAUUCCAAUCUCUGCACACUAAAUACCAAGGCAAUGCAGCGACACUCAAGCCUGACUUGUACUCUGCAAAGCACCUUAGCCACUGAGUCCAUACGAACCACUGCAGCAACCACAGAGUCCCGGCCAAGAGCCAGCAGCAAUUCGACUGCAGCUCCGUCUAGAAAAUGAUGGAACGCUUAUCCACGCACUUGUCGCUCUCUGGAUUAUCGCUCGCACAUCCACUGCAGAGUCAUUUGAGCUCGGUGAGCUCCAGCAGCGGCACGCAUCUGGGCCAACUAAUACAGCACCAUCAGCAGCAGCAGCAGCAGCAGCAGCAGCAACAGCAACAGCAACAACAGCAUUCGAGUGAGCAUAGUCACGCCCACAGCCACGCCCACCAUCACAGCCAGCAACUGUCGCUGGGUCAGCUGGGCCAGCAGCACCACCACCACCAGUGCAACAGCAACAGCAGCGGCGGCGGCUCGCCCAACGGCAACGGAUCCUCGGCUCUGAGCUUGCAUCCGCACCUGCAUCACUCGGCGGCAGCCGCAGCGGCCGCUCAUCACCUGAGCUCGCAGCACUCGCAGCUGCACCAGCAUCAUCAGGCAGCGGCGGCUCAGCAGCAGCAGCAGCAGCCACAUUCCACAGCCUCGCACCACAGCCAGGCGGCCAGCUCCGGGGCGGGCUCCAUACACAGCCAGUCGCAGACGCAGUCGCACCAGCCCCACAGCAACGGCAUUGGCCCGCAUCUGUCCGCGAGCGCGGGUCACAGUCUGGGCAGCUCCAGCUCGAGUGCUCCGGUCCACUACACGUCCACGUCCAGCACAUCGAACAGCGUAAUGGCCGCCGCCGCCGCCGCCCACCUGCACCACAAUUCGCAGGCGUCGCCCAUCAGCAACCUGCACCAGAACAUGGGCAGUCUCAUGAACAGCGGCAGCAGCGCCAGCGAUGUCUUCUUCAGCCUGAUGAUACAGAACACAACGAAGCGCCAGAACGAGGAGCACAUCAAACGUCCAAUGAACGCUUUUAUGGUCUGGUCACGCUUGCAGCGCCGCAAAAUAGCCCAGGAUAAUCCCAAAAUGCACAAUUCGGAGAUAUCCAAGAGGCUGGGUGCCGAAUGGAAGCUGCUCACCGAGGAAGAGAAACGUCCGUUCAUCGAUGAGGCCAAACGUUUGCGCGCUAUGCACAUGAAGGAGCACCCCGAUUACAAGUAUCGGCCCAGGCGCAAGCCCAAAGCCCUAAGACGCGACGGCUACCCGUAUCCCAUGCCAUACCCAUCGGUGCCAGUGGAGGCGUUACGUGCAGGCAUCUCGCCGGGUUACUUUGCUCCGGGUCCCACAGCGGCCGCCUAUCACCUGGGCAGCCAUCUCACGCAGACGUCGCCGCCAACGACAACGCAGGCCACACUGUCCGGGCAGAUGGACAAAUUUGCCGCAUUGGAGCGCAGCUCAUAUCUGAGUAAUGCAGCAGCGGCCGCGGCGGGCAGCCAGGCGAGUGCAUACAGCGCCUACCUGGACCCCAGUGUGCUGACCAAGGCCUACUUCGACUCGAAAAUGUAUCAGGAUCGUGCCAACUAUGCCUUUGACAUUUCCAAGAUCUAUGGCGCCCAGCAGCACGCGGCGGCGCAUCAUCAGCAGCAGCAGCACCAACAACAACAGCAACAGCAGCACCAACAGCAGCAGCAGCAGCACCAACUGCUCAUGGCCAGCAGUGGAGCAGGCGGCGCAAGUGGUGGCGGUGCUGGCAGUGCUGGUGGCAGCUCGCACAACAACAACAGCAGCAGCGGGCUGGACGAGCGCGAUGCCACGCCCCAGCUGGACGCGGGUGGCCAGGAAUCGAAGCCGCAUCUCCACUCGCCCAGCGAUGUGGGCUUGGACUAUGCUCAUCAAUAUGCUCAGCAGUAUGGCGGCCAGUUGGCCAGCGCUGCCGCCGGCGUUGGAGUGGGAGUGGGCGCCGGGGCGGCAGCUGGUGGUGGGGGCGGCGCUGGGGGCGCCUCAGAUUUUCGUCGACCGCUGACGGUCAUCUUCUGACCACCAUCGUCCAAUGGUAGCGAGGAGCUAAACUUGUCUAUGACUUAGGAAAUGCGAGAUUAAAGUUAAACGUAGCCAACUUUACAGUUAAGUCUCGAGUUGUAAAUUAAUCAUAAGCUUUGUUAAAACGAAGAGCAGCUGCACAGCAAACACAAGCAAAAGCAGAAGCAAGAGAAGAAGGAGAAGGAGAAACAGGAGCUAGCUACAGCAGCAAGGAGCAGGAGCAGGUGCUGGAGGAUUCUCACAUAAGGCAGACAACGAGCGGUGCAAUUUUUUAUGUUUUAAACGCUGAACGAAGUGCAUAGCAUAAAUUUAAAUGUAUUUAAAUUCUACACAUAUACAAUAUUA